Carya illinoinensis is the source of this 1830-nucleotide messenger RNA. RefSeq names its product probable plastid-lipid-associated protein 10, chloroplastic. The coding region runs from base 607 to 1440 and encodes 277 amino acids. The record is from RefSeq and is a predicted model, not a curated record. NCBI's taxonomy places the organism in Eukaryota, Viridiplantae, Streptophyta, Magnoliopsida, Fagales, Juglandaceae. The transcript is spliced from 9 exons.
CAGGUAUAUUCUCUUUGGAGUUAGAUUUCCUUAGCUGAUCCGACCCGGAUUUCGCCUGUCCUCAGCCCCAACUUCCCCGUGAAUACUGGGCCCCGCGUCCUUCGCCCACAACCACCACCGGUUCUGCAUUACAAGAGAAGGAACGAGAUAGAGUUAACUGGUCAUAACGGUAACACCAACGAAGCUAACACCAUUAGUGUGUAGCAAACUUCGGCAGGUUGAUACCUUUUGUGUUUGAGAGCUCGCCCAAUGUUGGCAUGGCACCGAGCUCUGAAAGUUUGCUUCUAGCAAUUGCACUUGUGAGCCCCCUUGGACUCUAGAGCUUGAAUGUCCUGCCAAAGUGGGAUUUGAUCCUAUCACACAGAAAUCUCGAUUGGCCUAUUCAUUCAAAUCAAACCGUUCAGACUUCACUUGUUACUCUUAGUAGGAAUUUCAGAAAUAUGAUUAUCGGCGAGUGUUUUUGAGACUUCAUAGUGUGAAUCCCACAGUGCGCUUAGAGCCUAUCAACAAUUGGGAUGCCUAUGAGCUCAUUCAUUCGGUUGAAUUUGAUUGGAGUUUAAUGCUAACUUGCUCAUAAUAUCAGUUUUUGCACCCAUAUUUGAAGUUAUGGAUUUGGCUUUUGCGUCUUCAUUGUACCCGUCGAAUGGAAAGAGAGCCGUUUUUGAGGUUAAGCCUUUUAGCUCUAAACUUCGUAGAAAACUGUCCUAUCAGAAAAUAUCUCCAUGUCUCGCAACUGUUGCUGCCCAAACCAGUCAGGCAUAUGACUUUGUGUUAGAGAACAGAAAGCAUGAUCUAUUGCGAGCUAUUCAAGACACGCAACGGGGCCUCGUUACAACUGCUGACCAACGCUCUUCCAUCGAGGAGGCCCUUGUGAGUGUGGAGGGGUAUAACAUGGGUUCUCCUAUUGACAUGGUGAAGUUGGAUGGCACAUGGCGCCUGCAAUAUACUUCUGCCCCUGAUGUUCUUGUUCUUUUUGAAGCUGCUGCUAGACUUCCUUUCUUUCAGGUUGGGCAAAUUUUUCAAAAAUUUGAAUGUCGGGAUCAAUCAAAUGGAGGCAUUGUACGCAAUGUUGUUCGAUGGAGUAUUCCAACUUUAUUUGAGGAACAAGAAGGUGCCACUCUACUUGUCUCGGCAAAAUUUACCACGGUUUCUUUGCGCAAUAUCUACCUUCAGUUUGAAGAGAUAGCUGUUCAAAAUAUAAAUAUCAGUGAAGAGCUGCAAGCUUUAAUAGCUCCAGCAAUACUACCACGGUCAUUUUUAAGCCUACAAAUCUUGCAGUUUAUCCGUGCUUUCAGAGCUCAAAUCCCUGUAAGAGAUCCAGGAAGACAAUCAGUAGGAGGACUGUAUUAUCUUUCUUAUUUGGAUGAUAAUAUGCUUUUGGGCCGUGCCGUUGGCGGUGGAGGAGUGUUCCUGUUUACCAAAGCUCAACCUCUUGAAUGAUGAGGGCUGAGUUCAACUUAUGUUUUCUGAUGGCAUUAGCAAUUUGUACACCAGAAAAGCUUGAGCUUGGAUGUGGAAAUAUGAGGACCUACAACAUUGAGGCAAUCUUCCUUGGAUUUUAUAUAACAAAUACUAAAGAAUCAUUAGAAAGUAAAUAUCAUAUAUACAGAGGGAUAUUAACGAAAAACAGCAUUGAUGGGAGAUCAUCCAUGGCUGCAGUACGGCACCGUUGUUGGCAGAGGCAAAGGAGUUUGGUACUACCAAAACUAUGUAUAUUGUAUACUACUAGAUAUGGAGGCAUUUGCAGCUAUAUCUUUCACAACACGAUUAAGAUCUGGAGAUUUUACCAAAAAAGAAUAAAAAAUUAAAUCCCUGGAUUUUCACAUGGAA